AUGCCGACAGCUACAAUGCUGUUCUUGCAGAAGUUUGCUUCAGAGAGCAGGAGCUGGUGCAGGAAUGGAAAGCCCAGGAUUUGGCAGCUCCUGCAAGAAUGUGCCAGGGCUGUGUGGGAGUGCUGGAGCCUUGUCUCAGGGCUCACUGCCAUUGUCUGCUCACUGCCUAAGUUAAAAAUUGUCACUGCUGCUUUUUAUGUGAACAAGGACCUAAUUAUGAUUUCACGAUUUGUUUACUGUAAGCUCAAGAAUCAGAAGGUGGCAAAAGGCAGUCCCAGCCUGAGGAAUUUGGGCACAGUCUGGAUGGUGGGGUGUGGAGCUCUGAGUGUCACUGCCCUCUGUCAUCUGCUCCUCAGGAAUAAGCAGCACAGUCCAAGCUCUCCUGACCUGAUUGAAAUGCCAGGCUUCAUUUGUGUCUGUGUCCUGGGCAGCAGAUUCCCUCAGCUCCAUAAAAACCUCACUGGCUUUUUGGCACUUUUCCAGAGAGGAUGCACAGAAGGCACCUUUUACCUGCUCUUUGCCUUGGCCAUGGUGGGAAAUUGCACCUGUGGACUGAGCCUUGUUCUAAAGAUGCCAAAAUCCAUUCUCCAGGUCCUCUGCUUUGUUCACCACCUUCCCUGGCUCACUGGGAGCUUUGGAGUUUUGUUCCUUGACAUUUUUGUAUCAUUUGCCUGUUACAGCUAA
This is a messenger RNA of Ficedula albicollis (Collared flycatcher), 684 nucleotides long. RefSeq names its product lysosomal amino acid transporter 1 homolog. NCBI's taxonomy places the organism in Eukaryota, Metazoa, Chordata, Aves, Passeriformes, Muscicapidae. The record is from RefSeq and is a predicted model, not a curated record.